UUUAACUUUUUUAACUGCACCACUCCUAUAACUCCUAUCUCAAAGCACCCCACAUACAUACUACCGCCACUAUCAUGCCUGCCACUCAACACCAGCCCCUCUCGGAUGAUAGUCUUCAAUCUUCAGGCCUCCCUAUAACUGACGACCAAGACACUGGAACUGCUGCUGUGAACAAGCCAAAUAAUGGCCUGCCCCUCUGCUGGGGCCAUCGUGGGGCUUCUGCUACUUUCCCCGAAAACACGCUGUGCUCAUUUGAAGCAGCCAUCAAGGAUGGCGCAGAGGGUAUCGAGAGUGAUGUCCACGUUACCGCCGACGACGUCGUCCUGAUGUUCCAUGACCCAUCCCUCGAGCGUACAACCGAUGGUCAGGGGAUGAUUGGAAGCUUGCCAUAUGUGGAUGGGAUCGAUGCCUUCCGGACCCUCAAAGCUCCCCAUCAGAAGAUCCCUACCUUCGAUGAGACGAUGGACUUGUUGAUGCUCAAGGAAAAUCAACAUGUGGUCUUCAACAUCGACUGCAAGCCGAAUAAUGACCCUGAGAGGUUGUUCAGACUGAUCAAGGCAUCCAUCGAGCGAUUUGAGGACCAUGCGACUCUGCUCAGUCCCCGUCUGGUACUCGGCCUAUGGCACCCGAAAUUCCUGGACCCCUCGGCCCGACAUCUUCCCGAUCUCAGGAAGGUCUACAUCGGGAGCUCGCCCUUGACGGCCCGGAAAUACUUUUGGGAGGCCUGCCAAGGGUUCAGUAUGAAGUUCUCUUGUCUGGUCGGAUGGGAAGGCUUAUCGUUCCGCGAAGACUGUCAAAAGGCCGGCAAGAGUCUGCUCGUCUGGACCGUCAACGAUCGUCAGGAAAUGAUCGAAGCUUGUAAAUGGGGCGUCGACGCUAUCCUGACCGAUAAGACUGCCGAUUAUCUGGCCCUUCGUCAACAAAUGAAAGAUGACUGGAGCGCUGUCAAUGCCGAAACCUCAGCCCUGUUCCCGUACUCAUCGAUACACUACAACGGACUGGUCUCAUGGCUCCGGGGAAGAGUCGAGUCUUAUGUCCUUUCGCGCUCAGUGGGCCCGUUUCAUCCUAUGACUACUCAAUAACACUCAUAUCACCAGCAUCCCACUUUCCCCUUUGUUUUCUCGUUGCUCAUCUUGAUCCUACUUCGAUUCCCCCCCUCCCUCCCUUCCUUCCUAUCUUGUUGUGCCAAUGUGUCCCUUUGCUCCGUCAUCCCCAAUGUGUCUCACCUCAUGAUAUUUGUAAUCCUAGUGAUCUCACCCCUUUUUCAUACAAAUACACGCUGUAGACACAUCUUUUCCUUCAGACUACUUGACUGUAGCUUCCUGCGUUUUUUUUUUUUUUGAAGUCUCACAUCUAAAUGCGAAUUGUUUGAUCCACCCUCCAUCAUGCAUACAUGCGCAUACUUUCAUCGGUCUCUUAACUACAUUUAGUUCCAUAUCUCAUUCAACGGAUCACUGCAUACAUACAUACUAAUUAUUAACUUCCUGAAGUUUCCA
Messenger RNA from Puccinia graminis f. sp. tritici CRL 75-36-700-3, 1496 nucleotides. RefSeq names its product glycerophosphoryl diester phosphodiesterase. The record is from RefSeq and is a predicted model, not a curated record. Gene Ontology annotation, molecular function: phosphoric diester hydrolase activity. Gene Ontology annotation, biological process: lipid metabolic process. The transcript is spliced from 7 exons. The coding region runs from base 75 to 1082 and encodes 335 amino acids. NCBI's taxonomy places the organism in Eukaryota, Fungi, Basidiomycota, Pucciniomycetes, Pucciniales, Pucciniaceae.